Molecule: messenger RNA, 909 nt
Organism: Gaeumannomyces tritici R3-111a-1
Lineage: Eukaryota; Fungi; Ascomycota; Sordariomycetes; Magnaporthales; Magnaporthaceae
Exons: 3
Coding region: 1-909 (302 amino acids)
Source: RefSeq, a predicted model, not a curated record
AUGGCGUUCGUCGACUACACGCAGUUCCACCAGGUCUUUCCGCCAGAUCUCGGAUCGCCGUACGCGCCAGACUUGAUCCGCGAAAUCGAGACGUACCGCAAGAGCUUCGAUGGCGUGCUGUUCAUCGACCGAGUUCUCAAAGCCCUGGGCGUGACCAAAGCCAAGUCGUAUCCUCCAAGGGGCGAUAAUGGCCUCCACGAGCUGCACCAGAAGGUCUGCCAGAGCAACAUGUCGGCACACCACAAGCUUUCGGUCCUGUACUACCUACUUCUGGAUUACGAUGACAUCCUUGGCGUGCGAUCACAGCUAGCCGAGCAGUUUUGCCAGAAGACUGGCAUCCCCAAUAAGUACCAGAUCUUCAUGAAAGGAUUGUGGCACAUGGAUCGGCAACAGUUUCAUCUUGCUCUCGAAUACCUUGCACACCCCUCGCUUCUUCCCGAGUUUGCCGACGACAUUAUCUCCAUCCUGGUCUCGCAGGCACAGGGCGGCGACUAUACUUGGGCUCUUGCCUACUACCAUUCGGUGCAACCUGUGCUGAAGACAGCAGGGGCCCUCGAGUUGCUGUUUGGCGCAAUGGCUCGCACGAGCGUGUCUGAGGCUCUCUUCUUCUCGCGCUCUCAACCAGAGCCGACGCGCCGCCUUUUGUUUGAGCGCCUCGUUCAGUCGGUUCAUGACAGCGACGCAUCGGUUGCGGGGAGCAGGGAUCAGAGGGCACGUGCCCUUACCAGUCUUCCGCUCGACAUGGACGAAGACGCGUGGUUUGAAGAGUUUCUCACGAGCGCAGAGGGCAAAAAGCUCAAGAAUGCUCGGGAUACCUGGGCCCUGCGCAAGUUUGCAACAAAUCAGCUCUCGGACGUGGGCGACGAGAAGCUUCGGGCCCGCUUGGCGGCCCUCGGCCGUCCACACUAA